Molecule: messenger RNA, 769 nt
Organism: Tribolium madens (black flour beetle)
Lineage: Eukaryota; Metazoa; Arthropoda; Insecta; Coleoptera; Tenebrionidae
Exons: 5
Coding region: 166-648 (160 amino acids)
Source: RefSeq, a predicted model, not a curated record
CAAUCCUCAACAUACGUCCGCAGGUAACAAACUUUCACACAAUGGUUCUUGAUGCAAAAUAACAGUAUUUGCCAGUAGUGCGACUAAAAACCUCGCGGAUAUUUUCCUUCCACGUUUGCAAUAACUUUGUGAUUAAAAAACUGUGAUAUUGUGUUUUUGUACAAAAUGGCUCCUGAAAUUUCCAACUGUUGUGGUUUCAGCCUGAAACAUGGAACCAUUAUUAUUGGCGUUGUUCAAAGUAUUAUUUCCUUCAUGUUCUUGAUUUUAUCAGCAGCCUACGCCGAACAUCCACACGAAUUACUGGAGAUAUCUGAUCCCGGAAUUGUACCGGAUAUAAGCGUUUUACGCUGUCUUUUAAUUAUCAUUGCUGUUGCAAGUGCUGUACAGUGCAUUCUUUCAAUUUUAAUCAUUUUUGGAGCUGAGACAAACCGACCAGUAUUAUUGGUACCUUGGCUGAUAUUCAAUCCUGUUGCAAUAGUUGUGUACAUAAUCUCAAUUCUUGUUGCUAUUAUUCAUCAUUCGGGACAUAACGCUACAUUUUUCAUUAUUGGCCACCUAAUUAUUGGAGCUAUUGUGUCGGUGAUUGCUCUUUACAACAUUAUUGCAGUGCACAGUUUCUACAAACACCUCAAGAGUUUAAACUUUUAAAUGUUUUAUUAAUCACAGUAUUAUGUAUUGACACUAGUUUUAGAUUUAUUUGACAAAUUACUUUAAAGUAAUCAACUUAUUUCACUAAAGUAGUUGCAAUAAAGACAUAUAAUUUACACAA